CUCUACAUUUUGUGUGGUUAGUUCAGAGAUGUAUUAGAAAUGUUGUAGCUAACUAGCUAAGUGCCUUGGUUAGUUAACUUGAGUGGGAAAAGUCGUUUUGUCAUUUUCACCCUAACCAGGUUGUCAGGCUUCCUGUAAUGGCUGGAACAACCUUUUGUGAUGUGCCUGAGCUUUACAACAUUCUUAAUCAGUACACUCGCCUGUCCAGACUACCAGAAUUCAACUACCUCUGUUUGAUUGGAAUACAAUGUUAUUCAACCAAACUAGUUUGGCUGAUUGCUUACAGGAGUGGGAGUGUCUGGAAAAGGACUUUCAACGGGUCCAGGAGACUCACCGUCUGUAUAAACAGAAGCUUGAGGAGGUCUCCAAGCUACAAGACAGCUGUUCCAAUGCCAUAGCACGACAGAGGAAGAAAUUAAAAGAGCUCACAGUGUCGCUGGAAGAAUGCAAAGAAACACUGAGCACAGAGGAAAUGAAUGCAAUAGAUGGGAUCCAGGAAUCUAUCAAGGACAGACCAAAUGUUUUCUUUGAAAUGGAGUCUUUCCUGCCAAAGAAGAAUGGGUUAUACCUCAGUCUCGUUCUUGGGAACGUGAAUGUAACAUUGCUCAACAAACACUCCAAAUUUGCCUACAAAGAUGAAUAUGAGAAAUUCAAAUUGGUCCUCACUGUCCUACUCCUCGUCUUCUCAUUCACAUGUCGCUUUAUAUUUAGUUACAGAGCCUUAGACGCUCUCUUCAACUUCCUGCUGGUGUGGUACUACUGCACACUGACCAUUCGGGAGAGUAUCCUCAUUAGCAAUGGCUCCAGGAUCAAGGGUUGGUGGGUGUUUCAUCACUAUGUGUUCUGCUUCCUGUCUGGAGUGAUGCUGACUUGGCCGGAAGGCAUACUCUACCAGAUGUUCAGGAAUCAGUUUCUCACCUACUGCUUGUACCAAAGUUUUGUCCAGUUUCUCCAGUACUAUUACCAGAGUGGCUGUCUGUACAGGCUUCGAGCCCUGGGAGAGAGUCACAACAUGGACUUGACAGUUGAGGGUUUCCAGUCGUGGAUGUGGCGAGGCCUGACCUUCCUUCUGCCCUUCCUGUUCUUUGGUCAUUUCUGGCAGCUUUACAAUGGCCUAACACUGUUCAGGAUGGCCCAGCUCCCAGAGUGUAAAGAGUGGCAAGUCUCCAUGUGUGGCUGCUCCUACCUUGUGUUGUUCAUGGGGAACUUCUCCACCACACUUGGAGUAGUCUACCAUAAGUACAUCCACAACCAAGACAAGUCCAAGAGCCUAUAAGACUUGAAGAGAAAGAUAACUAGACAUUGUUAUGAACACAACGAUUUAUUCAAAAGAAUAUGUGCAAAAUGUGUUUUGUACUAAUAUGCUUUUUAUGUAUAUUUUAUGCGUUUGUCUUGCAAAUGUUUACUUUUUUCUGUUGCACCAUUUUAUCUAAUGUGUUUCGUUUUGAGUAAAAAUGUUGAACCACA
Molecule: messenger RNA, 1467 nt
Organism: Salmo salar (Atlantic salmon)
Lineage: Eukaryota; Metazoa; Chordata; Actinopteri; Salmoniformes; Salmonidae
Gene: tmem120aa
Product: transmembrane protein 120Aa
Biological process (GO): fat cell differentiation
Cellular component (GO): membrane
Source: RefSeq, a predicted model, not a curated record